Eriocheir sinensis (Chinese mitten crab) is the source of this 1911-nucleotide messenger RNA. RefSeq lists its product as uncharacterized. The coding region runs from base 43 to 1410 and encodes 455 amino acids. The transcript has 2 exons. NCBI's taxonomy places the organism in Eukaryota, Metazoa, Arthropoda, Malacostraca, Decapoda, Varunidae. The record is from RefSeq and is a predicted model, not a curated record.
CUGACACCUGUACCAUUAUCACUCUGUCAUGUGGAUGGUACAAUGUUGAAAACACCAAAAUCGGCUCUGAUGCAAUAUCUUGAGAACAAGGUGAAAUCAAACUCUCCGGAACACAUCGAUGUCACCAUAAUCGAUGCAUCAUUUUACUUCCAUCUAUUGCCAGGUGCAGCCCUUCCCACGAAAUUUGGUGGGAUAUCAUCACACAUUUUACGGAAAAUCAUGGCAUCAGAAGGCGAUGAAAUUCACUUCGUGUCUGAUAAAUGGCUAAGUCCAUCAAUCAAAGACUGUGAAAGAGCUGCAAGGGAUGGAUCUGUUGAUUCAUUCAAAAUAACAGGUGGCAAUCAGAAAAGACCAGCCAAUUGGAUGAGUGCUUUACGCAACGCAGGAUUUAAAGAAUCUCUGGUCAAGUACUUGGUUGCUAGUUGGUCAGAUGAUUGCAAUGUGAAACACUUGGGAACCAAAACCUUGUAUGCAAAUGAUGGCGACACCUGCUACAAAUAUGUGGUGGAAGGGAAUUCGGUCAUGAAAUCAGAAGAAUCAAGAUACAGCAAUGACCACGAAGAAGCAGACGCAAGAAUGUUCUUCCAUGUGCACAAGAUAACUGGACAGAAAAACAUAGUGAUAAGAAUGAAUGACACUGACUGCUUAGUUAUUGGUCUUGGAUCUCAGUCAAACUUCUGUAAUCACAAGGUUUGGAUAUAUGCAGGACUAGUCUCAAACAAUACACGAAGGUACAUCGACAUGACCAAGCUUGCAGCAAACCUAGGCGAGUCAUUGUGUUCAGCGAUGCCCGCAUACCAUGCAUUCACUGGCUGCGACUACACUGCAGCAUUUUCCCGAAAAGGAAAAGUUCGGCCACUAAAGAUCUUGGAGAAGAACGCCAAUUUCCAGAACUCUUUCACAGCCUUAGGGAAGGAACAAACAAUAUCAGAUGAAACUUUUUCAUCAAUUGAGAAGUUCACAGCUGAAAUGUACGGUAAAAGGAAAAGUCAAUUCAUCAAUGAUAUACGAUUGGAAUUAUUCCUAGAACGGUACAAACCUUCUGGUAAAUUGGAUGAAGCGCGCAUCAGCUGUUUGAAAAAAAUGGACGGAAGCACCCUCCCACCGUGUCACAAUGUCCUGAAGCAGAAAAUAAAGAGAGUACACCUCAUAGCUAACAGGUGGAAUUCUGUUGACCUUGCUACUCAGAGUCCUAUCUCGCCAACAGAGUCUGGAUGGACUUUGGGAUAUGGUAGUUACCAGAUUCUUUGGACAGAAGGUGACUUGUACCCCAAGACAAUCGACGUGCUGCAGAAUGACAAGGAUGGCUCCGAUGAUGAAGAUAUUAAUGACUGCACAGAUGACUUGGCAAUGGAAAGUGACACUGAUGCAGAUGAUACUACUGACGAUGAAACUGAAAACAGCGAGUGACUGUAAAGACCAAUGAAUACACGUUAACAUAUUGAGAAACAAUAUACUCUUGAAAAAAUAUAUGUAAAAUGUCUUCCAUACUCUAUGCUAUACUAUAUGCAUCAGGUAUUUCCAACGAAUGCUAGUUUUUAUGUCUGCCUUAGUUAUGCUCCUUCUACCUAUAGUAGAAAUCUGAAACCUCUAGGAACAGGUUUUUUUUUGUUGUUAUCCUUAGGAACAAAGAUAUGCAAAUUUGGGGGGUCAGCUCACCCUAAUUCACCCCCCUUAAAUCCUUAAAUCAAGCCAGUUUAAAUGUCAGCAUCAGUUUAACUAUUUAUUCUACCUAUGGUAGAAAUCUGAAAGUUGUAGGAACAGGUUUUUUUGUUGUUGUUGUUAUCCUUAGGAACAAAGAGAUGUAAGUUUUUGGGGGUCAGCUGACAUUAACUUACCACCCUUUAAUCAUGUCAGUUUAUAUGUCAAUAUUAGUUAAACUAUUUUCUCUACCUAUGGUAAAAAUCUGAA